Messenger RNA from Drosophila takahashii, 1726 nucleotides. It is a transcript of the gene SmydA-5, whose product is annotated as SET and MYND domain containing, arthropod-specific, member 5. Gene Ontology annotation, molecular function: protein binding. Lineage: Eukaryota; Metazoa; Arthropoda; Insecta; Diptera; Drosophilidae. The record is from RefSeq and is a predicted model, not a curated record.
AAAGAAAAUUUCCUUGGCCGACGUAACAGCGCAAAAGAAUAUCUAUUCAGGAGCAAGAACAAUGGUCUCUAGCACGGACUGUCCCGUUUGCGGAGUGGCCGCCUCGCAGGCGUGCACCAGGUGCAAGAUGGUGCGCUACUGCGACCGGGAGCACCAGAAGCAGCACUGGCCGCAGCACAAGCGCAGCUGCAGGCCCUUCGCCGAGGCGGAGGAUACCGAGCUGGGCAGGUAUUUAAUGGCCACCCAGGACAUUGCUGCCGGCCAGAUAGUCUUCGUGGAGGAGCCCCUGGUGGUGGGGCCCAAGUGGUAUCCCUCCGACGCCGAGAAGGAGGCCUCCGUCGUUCCGUGCGUGGGCUGUUCCAUGCCCAGUCGCCUGGGCAAGCACCAGUGUCGCAGGUGCCGUUGGCCCGUCUGCAGUUCCAACUGUGAGCACGAGGCCCUGGAAUGCAGUGUGCUCAGCCUGGGAUCGUCGGGCCAACCGCCUCGUUCGGAUGCCCGUUCCCUGAACGACUACUUCAGGGGCGAGGCCCUCCUGGUGCUCAAGUGCCUGCUGCUGCAGCGACAGAACCCGGCCAAGUGGGCUGCUCUGCUGGAGAUGCAGUCGCACGAGGAGGAGCGCCGGGGCACCGAGAUGCACGAGGAGGCGGAGAAGCGGGUGGUGAGCUACCUGCAGCAGCGCUUCUUGCGCCGCCUGCAGAAGACCAAGCCCAAUCUGUUGCCCGACUGCGGAUCGGAGUUGCUGCAUCGCCUGUGCGGCAUCGUGGAGACCAACUUUAUGGUCAUCGAGCUGCCGACGGGAGUGGAAAUGAGCGGGCUGUUCCGGCAGGCCUGCAUGAUGGAGCACGCCUGCCAGCCCAAUUGUGAUUUUGUGUUCGAUGCUUUGACUCAGCAACUGGCUGUGCGGGCAGGCUGUAACCUGAAAAAGGGCGACCACUUACGCAUCACCUACACCAACAUUUUGUGGGGCACCCAACUGCGCCAGCAUCAUCUGCGCCUAACGAAGCAUUUCAGCUGCCGUUGCAGUCGCUGUCUGGAUCCCACGGAAUACGGCACGUAUAUCAGUGCACUGGCUUGUCUGGGCGAUGUAAACCAGACCUGCAGUGGCACCCAUCUGCCCGUGGAUCCGUUGGACGAGAACACUCAGUGGAAGUGCGAUACCUGCCCCAUGGUGGUGGAUGGAGCCUACGUAGCCGAGCUGCAGACCCACAUGACCGAGCAGGUGGAUGGCCUCAUGAACGGCUGCCCAUCGGCGAAUCAGGUUGAAUUGCUUCUGGCCCGCCUGUCGCAGAUGCUGCAUCCGAACCACUUUCACACCUUCAACCUUAGGCACACAUUGAUCCAGUUGUACGGCAACGAAGCAGGUUUGGAGCUGGGCGGGCUCAGCGCCGUGCAGCUGGAGCGAAAGCUGCGCCUGUGCGAUGAGCUGUACGACGUCUGCCGGCGACUGGAUCCGCACAGCAUCAAACUCGCCAUUUACGUGACCGUCAUUCUGAUUGAGAUGGCCCACACUCUGGAGGAACAGGCUCGCCGAGCUUCGGUAGAGGGUUCUUCCCUUCUGGAACUGGCACAAGGAAAACUCAAAGAAGCUCAGGUGGUCAUGGAGAAGGAGCAACAAUCGGUGGCGGGCCAGAAGCUGAACGCAAAGCUCCAGAAGGAAGUCUUCGAGUGCGAAAAACAGAUUUUGACUUAUACCUAUAACCAAAAACGGGAUGUCGGUCAAAAGUAA